Molecule: messenger RNA, 567 nt
Organism: Echinostoma caproni
Lineage: Eukaryota; Metazoa; Platyhelminthes; Trematoda; Plagiorchiida; Echinostomatidae
Source: the annotation of a GenBank genome assembly
CUGGUUACAUAUAUUGAUUCACUCAUAUACCACGUUAUUUUCUCUCGUUUCGUUUUAGUGGAGGAAAUCGUGCCAAAUGUGAUCGAACCGUCAUUCGGACUUGGUCGAAUUCUAUAUGCUGUGUUCGAGCACUCGUUCCGUGUCCGUGAAGGAGACGAACAGCGUACGUAUCUCUCGGUCCCCCCUGUGUUGGCACCGUACAAAUGUUCUGUGCUACCGCUCUCCAGCCAUCCGGACUUUGCCCCAUUCGUCCGUCAGUUGUCGGACGCUCUGACCCGAGCUGGAGUUACGCACCGCAUCGAUGAGAGUAGUGGUUCCAUUGGACGCCGAUACGCGCGAACAGAUCAGAUCGCGAUCCCGUACGGGAUUACGGUCGAUUUCGACACAGUGAACAAAAUUCCGGCCUCCGCUACUCUGCGUGAACGAGACAGCAUGAAACAGAUUCGAGUACCGCUUCUUGAACUACCUGCUCUGGUUAGUGAUCUAUCCAACCGGCUGCUUGACUGGACAGAGGCACAAACCAAAUACCCGGCAUUUGAACAACAAGAAACCGGUAAACAAAAUUAA